Bursaphelenchus okinawaensis is the source of this 1010-nucleotide messenger RNA. The record is from the annotation of a GenBank genome assembly. Lineage: Eukaryota; Metazoa; Nematoda; Chromadorea; Rhabditida; Aphelenchoididae.
AUGGCUAAGACACCGGACAAGAUUGCUAUCAAAGAAGUAGGUAUUAGCUUGUGUUUAAUGUACUUUUAUACUCGUUCUCAAUGUAUCUUGCUGUUUUAGCUGCCGAUUUAUGGAGAAGAUAAACCUCUGAACUCGUACAAAUUUGUGGAAGAAUCUCCUUUACCUCUUCAGAAGGAGUUUGCUUCUCUUCGUUAUGCUCUGAGGGAUAACUAUGCUGUUUUUGCUGUAAGUUUUUUUAUAUUUUUGUUGUUUUUUAGACUAUAUUUAUGUUUUCUUUCACAUUAAACUGUUGUUUAAGUGGUAAUGUUGCAUCAUUCAAUUAUAGUUUAGAAUAUACGGAUUUUAGCUUUAUUAGGUACGAUUCAAUUUAUUAUAUUUAACUUUUGUUUCUUUUACAUUUUUUAUUACUUUACUAAUAUUAUAGUAGCUGCUGCUGUCUAAAUUAAAACUAAAACGUAUUUUGUUUACAGGACCGUUUCAAAACAGUAGAUCAGGCUCUAGUACAGUCCAAAAACUUUGUGAAAGAGACCGACGAGUAUAUCAAGCGAGAAUGGACGGUAUUGCCUAAGGCCGCGGCUAUUACCGUAGGCGGAAUGGCUGGCUUCGUAUUGGGACUUCGUCGUUAUGGUAUUCGCAAGUUCGUAUACGCCACCACAGGUCUGUUGACAAUGGCGGCCUUCUGUUAUCCUCACGAAACUAUUGAAAUUUCCAAAAUUGGCUAUCAACACGCGUUGCGAACAUACGAGGACUUUCAGAAAUGUAGGUUAAUAUACUGCGGUGAUUAAAUUCAAAACAUAGUUUAAAUUAUCUAAAUUAUCAAUUUAACUAAAUAUAUCUUCGGAUUGAAAUGAUUCUUUCUAAUUUAGUUUUGUUGGUCGGGAUUAUGUAUAUAUAUGUAGUUUAUAUUUUCUAUAUUAUUUUGUGAUAGUAAUAUCAUAUUUAAUAAGACUGUGUACGUUGUUUCACUGUGUUUAUUUUUAGCGCCUGAGCCAGCGAAGAAGUCGAAGUAG